Molecule: messenger RNA, 1002 nt
Organism: Clonostachys byssicola
Lineage: Eukaryota; Fungi; Ascomycota; Sordariomycetes; Hypocreales; Bionectriaceae
Source: the annotation of a GenBank genome assembly
AUGGCUCAAAUAGAAGCUGAUGUUGGUGUUGUUGGCGCGGGAGUAAUGGGCUUGGCUGCCUCGUUACUUCUUGUCGAGGCCGGAUACAGAGUGACUGUUGUUGCCCAACACCUUGCAGGGGACUUAACACCCAAUUGGACAAGUCCUUGGGCCGGGGCUUUGCUAGCACCUCACCCAGACGCCGGGUUUCCAGAUAUUCAGGAAACUUCAUUAAAGAGAUGGCAUAAGCUUCGACGUGAAUGUAGAGAUGCGGGCGUUGAGGAACGCGAGAUUCAUGAGUAUUACGACAACCGGAAGGAUCUAUCUUCCAUCUGGUAUAAGCGAAUUUACCCGGAUCUCACUGCUAUUCCCACAGAAGAUCUUGUUUUUGGAGCGCAAAUUGGGUUCAAGUACCGCGGCCUGAUUGUUGAUCCUAAUGCCUUCUUGCCCUGGUUAAUGAGACUUCUGAAAGAGAAGGGUGUCAAAUUUAUCCAGAGACGGAUUUCAAGCCUGGAUGAGUUGAAGAGCAUCACCGGUGCCAGCAUUCUUGUCAACGCGUCUGGUCUGGGCGCGCGAGAGCUCGCAAAUGAUGAGAAGGUUCAUGCCGUCCGAGGGCAGACCAUGUUUGUCCCGUGUGAUAGCCGAAACAUGGACAGAGUGACCAUCCACCAAGGCUCACAUUACACUUAUGCGAUCCCACGCAUUGCUAGUGGGGGUGUUAUCCUCGGAGGUGUGGCUCAGCCUGAUAACCAUAGUCGGGAUAUUGACCCAACGACGCGAGACGAUAUUAUUCGCCGCGUCAAUGAGUUAACCAGGGGCCAAUUCUCUUGGGUAGAUCCAAAAGGAGCUAUUGUCAAGGAUAUCGUUGGUUUCCGCCCUGCGAGAACUGGAGGCAUCCGCGUUGAAAGGGAGGACCGAAUCAUUCACGCCUAUGGAUUGGGAGCUCUUGGCUAUGUGUUCGCAUUUGGCGCCGCAGAGAAAGUCGUCUCCCUUAUCCAAGAAGUGAACCGGGCAAAGCUUUGA